Molecule: messenger RNA, 3603 nt
Organism: Neomonachus schauinslandi (Hawaiian monk seal)
Lineage: Eukaryota; Metazoa; Chordata; Mammalia; Carnivora; Phocidae
Gene: GPHN
Product: gephyrin
Exons: 25
Coding region: 371-2740 (789 amino acids)
Biological process (GO): establishment of synaptic specificity at neuromuscular junction; glycine receptor clustering; Mo-molybdopterin cofactor biosynthetic process
Cellular component (GO): postsynaptic specialization; dendrite; postsynaptic membrane
Molecular function (GO): molybdopterin molybdotransferase activity
Source: RefSeq, a predicted model, not a curated record
UCUCCUGCUGUCUAGCCGGUCUGGGUCUCGGGCUUCUCAGAGCGGUCUGGGUCUCAACGGCCUCACUCGGACGCCUCCGCGCGCUCUCCCCCCGCGGCCCCCACCCGCAGCUAGCCGCCUCCGACCUGGGCUCGGGGUCGCGCGCCCUGACUCCGCCCCCCCCACUCAGCGGACUCGCGCACUCCCGGCCCGGCCUCUACCCCGCGCAGGCCGCGGAAAGCCUGGCCGCCUCCCCCUCCUUCUCCGGUCGCUGCGAGCUCCCCGGGCGCUCUCGCUCUCGCGCUCUCCGAGGCGAGCGCGCUCCCGGCCCGCGCGCUCCGGGCUCCGGCUUCUCCCGGCUCCUGUCAGUGCGGUGACUGCGCUGGGAAACAUGGCGACCGAGGGAAUGAUCCUCACUAACCACGACCAUCAAAUCCGUGUCGGAGUCCUCACAGUGAGUGAUAGUUGCUUCAGGAAUCUUGCAGAAGAUCGCAGUGGGAUAAAUCUCAAAGAUCUCGUACAAGAUCCUUCUUUGUUGGGUGGGACUAUAUCAGCAUACAAGAUAGUACCAGAUGAAAUAGAAGAAAUCAAGGAAACCCUGAUAGAUUGGUGCGAUGAAAAGGAACUUAACUUGAUAUUAACAACUGGAGGAACAGGGUUUGCACCACGAGAUGUCACUCCAGAGAAAUUCCCAACAUUCCCAUUUUGUGGGCUCCAGAAAGGGGCCACAAAAGAAGUAAUAGAACGGGAAGCGCCAGGGAUGGCCCUGGCAAUGCUGAUGGGAUCACUUAAUGUUACACCUCUGGGCAUGCUCUCUAGGCCUGUAUGUGGAAUCAGAGGGAAAACUCUCAUAAUUAACCUGCCAGGUAGCAAGAAAGGAUCUCAGGAAUGCUUUCAGUUUAUACUGCCAGCUCUACCUCAUGCCAUUGACCUUUUACGUGAUGCCAUUGUAAAAGUAAAGGAAGUGCAUGAUGAACUUGAAGAUUUACCUUCCCCACCACCUCCUCUUUCCCCUCCUCCUACAACUAGCCCCCAUAAACAGACAGAAGACAAAGGGGUUCAAUGUGAGGAAGAGGAAGAAGAGAAGAAAGACAGUGGUGUUGCUUCAACAGAAGACAGUUCUUCAUCACAUAUAACCGCAGCAGCCAUUGCUGCCAAGAUUCCAGACUCCAUCAUUUCUCGUGGCGUUCAGGUGCUCCCACGAGACACAGCCUCCCUCAGCACUACUCCUUCAGAAUCGCCUCGUGCUCAGGCUACAUCUCGCCUUUCUACAGCUUCCUGCCCAACACCAAAACAAAUUAGACGGCCGGAUGAAAGCAAAGGAGUUGCUAGUAGAGUUGGAUCCCUCAAACUCCACUCUAGAUUGGAAGGGCUUAAAGAUGAACUCUGGAGGAAUAGAGGCUACGACUUAAGAGUCCAGUCCAGGUGCAGCAGCAAGGAGAACAUUCUCAGAGCCAGUCACAGUGCUGUUGAUAUCACCAAGGUGGCUAGAAGACACCGCAUGUCUCCUUUUCCUCUAACGUCUAUGGACAAAGCUUUCAUCACAGUCCUGGAGAUGACUCCGGUGCUUGGGACAGAAAUCAUCAACUACCGAGAUGGAAUGGGGAGAGUCCUUGCUCAAGAUGUAUAUGCAAAAGACAACCUACCCCCCUUUCCAGCAUCAGUAAAAGAUGGCUAUGCUGUCCGAGCUGCUGAUGGUCCAGGAGAUCGUUUCAUCAUUGGGGAAUCCCAAGCUGGUGAGCAGCCGACUCAGACAGUAAUGCCAGGACAAGUCAUGCGGGUUACAACAGGUGCUCCAAUCCCCUGCGGUGCUGAUGCAGUAGUACAAGUAGAAGAUACCGAACUAAUCAGGGAGUCUGAUGAUGGCACUGAGGAACUUGAAGUGCGAAUUCUGGUGCAAGCUCGACCAGGCCAAGAUAUCAGACCCAUCGGCCAUGACAUUAAAAGAGGGGAAUGCGUUUUGGCCAAAGGAACCCAUAUGGGCCCCUCAGAGAUUGGUCUUCUGGCAACUGUAGGUGUCACAGAGGUUGAAGUUAAUAAGUUUCCAGUUGUUGCAGUCAUGUCGACAGGGAAUGAGCUGCUAAAUCCCGAAGAUGACCUCUUACCAGGAAAGAUUCGAGACAGCAAUCGUUCAACCCUCUUAGCAACAAUUCAGGAACAUGGUUAUCCCACAAUCAACUUGGGAAUUGUGGGAGACAACCCAGAUGACUUACUCAAUGCCUUGAAUGAGGGUAUCAGUCGUGCUGAUGUCAUCAUUACAUCAGGGGGUGUGUCCAUGGGGGAAAAGGACUAUCUCAAGCAGGUGCUGGACAUUGAUCUUCAUGCUCAGAUCCAUUUUGGCAGGGUUUUUAUGAAACCCGGACUGCCAACAACAUUUGCGACUUUGGAUAUUGAUGGUGUAAGAAAAAUAAUCUUUGCACUACCAGGGAAUCCUGUGUCAGCCGUGGUCACCUGCAAUCUCUUUGUUGUGCCUGCACUGAGAAAGAUGCAGGGCAUCUUGGAUCCUCGGCCAACCAUCAUCAAAGCCAGGUUAUCAUGUGAUGUAAAACUGGAUCCUCGCCCAGAAUACCAUCGGUGUAUAUUGACUUGGCAUCACCAAGAACCACUGCCUUGGGCACAGAGUACAGGUAAUCAGAUGAGCAGCCGUCUGAUGAGCAUGCGCAGUGCGAACGGGUUGUUGAUGCUACCUCCAAAGACAGAGCAGUAUGUGGAGCUCCACAAGGGCGAGGUGGUGGACGUCAUGGUCAUUGGACGGCUAUGAUGGUCACCAGAGCGAGAAAGCUUUGAUGCAUGUCCACAUAUCAUUGACUGUAUCCUGUAAUAUGCAACGGCACAGCUAGGUUUUCUGAUCUGGAUAAAAGUUGAUCUGUAUAGUCAACAUCUUGAACUAUAUUUCAAAAGAAUUUAAAUACACCUUUUAAAGAAAAAAACACCUAAAAAUAAAUCUUAACAGACAACUCUAUUCUGAUUAUAUCAAAGCAAAUUUUUCCUUUCUUGCAAAUUGCUUUGUGUGUUCAAUGCUAGGUCUGAUAGCGAUAGCUUUUAGUAGACAGCAGUAGGUGCCUGCAGAACUUGUGUUUUUCUCAUCUUUAAAAUACAACUAAUUAUGCUCUUAAUCAAGGCUGUCUGCUUAUUUAUACUAGCGUAGGCAACACUUGGAUUUCCCUUCUUAGUAUGCUUCAUAACCGCUUUUCAGAGAGCUUUUGCUUGUUCUUUAUCAUGUAUCUCGUGUUUAUGUGCACAGUGCCAACUGAAGAGUGACUGGGUGGGGAGGCCCUGCCCUGCCUCAGGGAGAACCCUCCCCCGCAGAGCAUCCGGGAGGCCCCUCCCCAGUAGCCUCGAGGCACAGUACUCUUCGGCAGUAACUGGAUACCUUUUAUUUGAAUAAACAAACUGGGGGGAAAAAUGCUUCCUUAAGUGCUGACAGCCUUUUUAACCAAUACAUUUAAAAUUGUACAGAACAAAAAAUAAAAUCAAAGACUGAUCUUGUACAGAUAUUAGUGUUACCAGCAUUCAUGUGGAAAUCAAGAGCAAAGAAAAAAUGUUAAACAACUCUGUACCAUAACAUUUUCUGUAAUGAUACUGAAACUUAAUGAAUAAAAAAAAAAAUCCUUGAUCAUUAUU